AUGGCCGAGUCAAUCGACAUCAGCACUGGGGGCGUUACCCAAUCGAUCGUUGUGUUUGAUGCUAUCUGUAUGAUAGUCGAUCUUACUUGCAUUGGAUAUACCGCAGCUCUUGUACACCGUGGACGUGGCCGGCCACGCACUCUACCGCUAUGGACUACGCUAUCCUGCCUGAUCGCAUGGAUACUAUAUUUAGGAUUCGACGUCUUCGAGUUCGUACUGAUAUCCACAAACCAGGAUCCCUCCUCGGUGGUAAGCAGCGGCGGCCCAAACGCCUUUGUCACCGGGUUCCAGUGGCUCGCAACAUGUCUCACCUUCCACGUCCUCUACGCCCUGAUACACCUAAUGCUCGAUCAAACACAGCCCGUGAAAUCUAAAUCUAAAUCCAACACGCCCUGGCGUAAAACACGCGUCUUCCACCGGGUCUGCUUCGCGGUCAUCGUGGUCGCCGCGUGCCUGAGCUUCGCCAUGUUGUGUGCGAGGUUGUAUUUCACAUACCGCGGCCCUGAUGUCCCGACCCUUAGUGCCUAUGGGCCUAUCCAAGGAGUAGGGGCAAUUAUCGCGUGGACCGCCUCGAUUGAGAAUAUGGCUUGGUCGAUUCAUGUGGGUGUCAGGUAUCCAAGAUGUUUGGGGGGCCAUAUCCUUCCCACGCUACUCCUCAUCACGGCCGCUAUAUUCUGGAGUAUCUCGAACUGUCUAAUCGCCAUCGAAAUCUCCUUGACCUGCCUGAUAUCCACCAUCUGUGUCAAGGGCGGUACAAUUUUCGACCUAUCCCCAAUUGCGGGGGGAUCAAUCAGGAUACUUAUCGCGCUCAGUAGAAUCAUGUACUGGGCUGCCAUUGUGGUAUUCUGCUUCCGGUAUAGCAGUAUCCAGAACGAAGGCGGGCUGGGGAGUGAGAAUGAUGAGGCGUUGGACAGCCUGAAUCAGAAGCAAGAUGAUGAUGCGGGAGUCGAGGUCCAGAUGGUCUGUUAUGAGGCGGAUUCGAAGGCGUAUAUUGCGGAGUUGCCCGGGGAUUAUAACCAGGUUUGUGAGGCGGAGAGUCAUCAGAUUGCUGAGGUGGGCGAGUCGGAGAAGUAUGAGUUGCCGGACUUUCAGUCGCUGGAUGUGAAGGAGAAGGGGAAUAAGGAUGCUGUUGUGACUGAGUCUGCUAUAUUAUAG
Messenger RNA from Aspergillus puulaauensis, 1155 nucleotides. RefSeq lists its product as uncharacterized. Bases 1 to 1155 code for a protein of 384 amino acids. The transcript has 3 exons. The record is from RefSeq and is a predicted model, not a curated record. Lineage: Eukaryota; Fungi; Ascomycota; Eurotiomycetes; Eurotiales; Aspergillaceae.